GCGGAAAGGAAAGAAGAAGAACCUCCCGGGAAAAUACACGACCACCCAUCUUCCGUUGAAGAUGUUUUCGCGUUGAAGACGAAGAAAGAUCUUCGUAGGGACGACGUUGACGCGUACUUCCAAGUACUCGAGGACGACGAAGAUGAUGCUGACCCCUUUGCGCACACUAAUUUUUUCACCGACUCCGAAGGCGAGGAAGAUCAAAAACUUUUGGACAAGCGAGCAAACGACCCGAAAAUAAACAGCAAGGCUCUAGUACUUGAUGUCCCGAGAAUUAGAACGUCUGUUGACGGCAUCACAACUAGCACAACUACACCAACAGGAGCUACGACAAUCAGCACGAAAAGUACAACCCGGCUGCCCAGCUCGACGAGGCGCGUGAUUGCAAAGGAGACGCGGAUUAUCCAGGAGAAAUUGGCGCAGAAUGUGGAGAACUGCCUUUAUUUUAACCUCCCGACAGUGCAGGACCGAAAAAUGCAGUUUCUGUUACAACUCGAGGAACAGAAAUACAACCAGCACAUGUCGAAUUCCUUCCGAAAGCUGCUCGCUAAAGCGGAAAAAAAUGAGUGGAUCAACCAAAGCAAGUACAUCCCCUUAGAAUUAAACCUCGACCAGCAGCGGAAACUGUCAACCCGGCUGACGCGCGCGGGCGUGCCCGCGCACUUGCACCACGAAAUUUCGCAGUACGUGCGGUCCGGCGGAAAUUUGGAAGGGGAAAGUGUGGAAAGCACGGUCGUUCCCGUCACCUACAUGGUUCUGAACAAACACGGAUACCGCAAUUGGUCGCUGCAGCAGUGCUGCGCAAAACUCGGCCACGGGAAGUCCGCGCGCCGGGGAAAAAAGCGUGCUGGUUUUGCCGCGAUCGGGGAAUUUUCAACAUCGAACAAUAAUUACCGCUACAACAAUCAGAAUCAAAAAAUGAAGGAUCAUGAAGCCGGCUUUACUUCUGUCGCGGGAAAGCAGAGGACGAUCCGCAAACUGCACGCGGAGCUGGGUCUGGAAAUGCCCAUUGCGGACGCGGAUCGGAAAGCGGAAAUCCGAGAAUUGAUCUGGAA
Messenger RNA from Amoebophrya sp. A120, 1055 nucleotides. The record is from the annotation of a GenBank genome assembly. NCBI's taxonomy places the organism in Eukaryota, Dinophyceae, Syndiniales, Amoebophryaceae.